CUUGGAGGCAGCGCUCCUUUGUCGAUUGGCGGUGGAUUUCUCGGUGACUGCUGGCAGCCAGAUCAACGAGGAAGAGCUGUCGCCAUUUACUCCUUAGCUCCGCUAAUGGGCCCUGUCGUGGGACCUAUCACGGCUCAAUACUCGACCUGGAGAUGGGUGUAUACGUCUAUCGUGGAUGCAGUCAUUCAGAUUAUUGGAAUGUUUGCACUUCAAGAGACUUACGCGCCUGUCUUAUUGGAAAGGAAGGCAGAGCAGAUUCGCAGAUCGAUGGCUGCCGAAAAAGCUCCGCACAGAGAAAUCCGUACCAUUUUCGAGGGUCAAGAUCGCUCUUGGCAGGCCAUCAUGGCCAAAUCACUCAGCCGCCCUUUAUUUUUGACGACGAUGCCAUCGAUCUUCCAAGGCACAUACCAUCAGUCGGUAGGAAUAUCCGGCUUUCAUUACACUGCACUUGGCCUAAAAUUGUCAGCGGCCUUCCAAUUAAAUGCGAGAACGAUGGACAAAGUUUACAUUUAUCUUAAGGGUAAGAACGGUGGAGUUGCGAAGCCGGAGUUCAGAUUGCCUGCUAUGGUUCCCGGAUCUCUCUUACUUCCAAUUGGGUGCUUGAUUGUAGGCUGUACCUCUGAAGCUCAUGUGUAUUGGAUAGCUCCAGAUAUUGGCAUUGUGCUUGUGGGAGCAGGCAUCAUUCUAAAUUGCCAGUGUAUCCAGACCUACAUCCUCUUGCCGCCAUCUCUUUUUUUGCGGUCACUAGCAGGCUUUGGAUUUUCCUUGUUUGCUCCAGCAAUGUACAAACUCGGGUUCGGCAAAGGUGAUACCAUUUUAGCAGUCGUGGCAAUCGUUGUCGGCUGUCCUGCACCCUGGAUAUUGUGGCGUUAUGGGGAGCGGAUACGGAACAGCAGUCGACAUGCGCGGUGAAUUCGAUGAUGGCCUCAGCGAUCACAAUCAGCAAAAGGGCCUUGCCUUUUACGAUGAACGCUAUAUGGUGUGAUGCGGGUAGAAUGAGGGAAUGCAGCUGAAAUCGGAUGAUUCCAGCUCCUGCAAGAGAAGAGGCUUCUAAUCAACCUCGUGAUAAUAGGGAAGUUCGAAGUUAACUG
Messenger RNA from Suillus fuscotomentosus, 1091 nucleotides. RefSeq lists its product as uncharacterized. Gene Ontology annotation, biological process: transmembrane transport. The record is from RefSeq and is a predicted model, not a curated record. Gene Ontology annotation, molecular function: transmembrane transporter activity. Bases 106 to 912 code for a protein of 268 amino acids. The transcript has 12 exons. Lineage: Eukaryota; Fungi; Basidiomycota; Agaricomycetes; Boletales; Suillaceae.